GCACGGUCGCAGUGUGAGGCAAAAAUACAGGCAGAAUAAAGAACUGUAUAAAUGAUUAUGAUAAAGCAGAUAUUCAGCGUUUUCCUGCUCCUGCUGUGUCUGUAUGAGCACAGAUAUGAUUCUCCUGUGUGUGUCAGAUGUCAGAAGCAGGACUAAUGGCUAGAAUAAACAGGACAUUUGUGCUGACUCUCCUCAUCGCUGCGAGCUCCAUAUUCCUCCUCUUCCAGCUCUUCAACUACAGACAGUAUUCAUCAAAGAAUGGACUUAACGCAUUGAGUAGUAAAGGAUAUCUGUCCGGAAAAGAGGCACAUUGGGUGAACUGUCAUUUGCUAAUAUUUUGUCUCGUUUUUUUUUUUUUUUUUUUUUUGGAAUUCCUGGGGCUGGUCCAUAAGUUUAAAUUGCCUGUGUUUCUGGUAGACACGGCAUCUCUGAACCUCCUGUCCCAGGAUGCAGUUCUCUACAGGGACAGUCAGCUGAAAGAACCCCACUGCAGUUUCCUCUGCACACACAGGGACUUCACCACCUUUGCACUUCUCGGAAACCUCUGGAAAUAUGAUGCCGGUUUAUUGGAUGCAGCAGCAGAGCGAGGUCUGGAGCUGCUGGAGAUUCAUGGCAAAGACCCCAGACUGAUCAGCAUGGAUGAUCUGACAGCAAAAGAAAUACCACUGCACUUCCUGUUCCGCUUUAACAGCCGUCUGGUUCAUGUGGUCGUUCUAUACGAGCGCAGUGGGAAGUACCUCUGGCAUGGCCCUCUCAGGCUGAGAAGCAGUAUGGACAGGACAUUCGCCCCUUUCGGAAAACUGGACUUUGGCCGUCAUGCUGGGGCCUAUGACAGGCCAGAGCUCAUUCUAACCACUCUUGAUGGGCUUGACGUAAGAAUCCCCAAAAACUACUCUCGUUUCCUCCAUGAGCAUUCCAGCAGUCGCUUUCUGGAGUGUCACUGCAGAGAAGCCAAGGCCUUUUACCAGCUGUAUCCAGAAGACACCUCUACAGAGGCUAUGGACUUUAGGAUGAGGGCUAAAAGUCUGCUUCAUCUUGCUUCCAAAGUCCUCUCUGUGCUUGGAGUUCCGUUCUGGCUCAGCAGUGGAACCUGUCUUGGUUGGUACAGGCAGUGUAACAUCAUUCCUUACAGUAAAGACGUCGAUCUGGGCGUUUGGAUAAAAGAUUACAGGCAUGACAUCACUCAGGCGUUUCAGAAGGCUGGUCUCCCACUGAAACACAAGUUUGGGAAGGUUGAGGAUAGUUUGGAGCUCUCCUAUCUGGGGAAUGAUGUGAAACUGGACAUUUUCUUUUUUUAUGAUGAAGGUGACAUUGCCUGGAAUGGAGGCACACAGGCAAAGAGUGGCAAAAAAUUCAAAUAUGUGUUCCCACGAUUCAGUCUGUGUUGGACUGAGCUGAUGGAGCUAAAGGUCAGAGUUCCCUGCGAAACCGGGGACUAUGUGAUGGCCAACUAUGGACCUAACUGGAAUGUUCCUGUGAAAACCUGGGACUGGAAGACCUCUCCGUUCAACGUACAGGAGAAUGGUGUGUGGCCUGUGAGGGAAUGGGAUGAUGUCAUUCAAGUUUACUGAAGCAUCAUGGGAGUUAAAGUAUUUAGUUAUGCUCCAGUUAAUAUGUAUGGGUCAUUGCAGUUACCCUAAGCUACUACAAAGUCGAAAGUAAACCCCUAUGGAAAAUGUUUCAGUGUUCCUUAAAAUUCUGCAGACAUUGACUGCCUUUGUAACACUAAGAACAUUGAAAACAUUAGAAAUAUUAAUGUGGUGAAGAGAUUUGUUUUAUUAAU
Molecule: messenger RNA, 1783 nt
Organism: Sinocyclocheilus grahami
Lineage: Eukaryota; Metazoa; Chordata; Actinopteri; Cypriniformes; Cyprinidae
Gene: fktn
Product: fukutin
Exons: 10
Coding region: 138-1571 (477 amino acids)
Cellular component (GO): Golgi membrane
Source: RefSeq, a predicted model, not a curated record